Mercenaria mercenaria is the source of this 5095-nucleotide messenger RNA. RefSeq lists its product as uncharacterized. Bases 39 to 4193 code for a protein of 1384 amino acids. Lineage: Eukaryota; Metazoa; Mollusca; Bivalvia; Venerida; Veneridae. The transcript is spliced from 39 exons. The record is from RefSeq and is a predicted model, not a curated record.
CACGUCAUUCAUGUGACGUCAUAGUUCUACAAUGGCGGAUGACAACAAAUAUGGAUAGAUUCAUUACACGUCUGUUCAUAUUUUUGUUAUAUACAAGUAUUGGGAUUUCUAAAGCAUAUUCAGGUCAGUGUUCCAAAUCCACAUGUAAAAGAGGUACUUGCUACACAGUAGGAAAUAAAGCCGGACUUUUAUGUUCAUGUCCAAUAUUCAGAACUGGGCCAAAGUGUGAAAAAGAGUCGUACCCUUGUUCCUCCUGCGAGAAGUCUGCUAGAGUUGACUGUAUUGGUUUACCAGAUGGAACUGCUCGCUGUAUUUGCACAAAGUGGAGAUACAAGAAAAUGAAGAAAAUACCUACCUCCAUAUGUUACUAUAAAAAGGCCAAGAAAAAUAGACAAAGCUUGUGUAAAAAGGGAAGACAUUCGUGCAGUCCUGCUCAAGAAUGCGUGAAUUAUGCUCAAGCUGGUAGGAACACACAGAUCACGUGUCAGUGUCCAGCAGGCACCAGGCGUGGACAUAAUUGCCAAGAAGGUUAUGAAAGAAUUCCUUUCAAUGGUCAAGCCACGUGUACGCACAUCAAGGGACAAGAACCUAUUUGUCUUUGUCAGAGAUAUGGGAAGAAACCAGGAUUUUGCAAACCACUGCAGCCAAACGGAAGGCCACCAGUUUUGAGAGGAAAUAAAAAGACAAAAGGCAGUUCCUAUUCUAGAAGCAAACCAUCUUUGCUGAGAAAACCUAAAAGUACACCAGGGUCAGGAAGGCCACCAGUUUUGAGAGGAAAUAAAAAGACAAAGGGCAGUUCCUAUUUUAGAAAACACUACAGAAAACCGCGAGUCAAUGGUAAAAGUAAAACGACUCCAGGCAAACCAUCUUUGCUGAGAAAACCUAAAAGUACACCAGGGUCAGGAAGGCCACCAGUUUUGAGAGGAAAUAAAAAGACAAAAGGCAGUUCCUAUUUGAGAAGCAAACCAUCUUUGCUGAGAAAACCUAAAAGUACACCAGGGUCAGGAAGGCCACCAGUUUUGAGAGGAAAUAAAAAGACAAAAGGCAGUUCCUAUUUGAGAAGCAAACCAUCUUUGCUGAGAAAACAUAAAAGUACACCAAGGUCAGAGUCGUACCCAUGUUCCUCCUGUAAGAAGACUGCUAGAGUUGACUGUAUUGGUUUACCAGAUGGAACAGCUCGCUGUAUUUGUACAAAGUGGAAAUACAUGAAAAUGAAGAAAAUACCUACCUCCAUAUGUUACUAUAAAAAGGCCAAGAAACAUAGACAAAAAUUGUGCAAACUUGGAAAACAUUCAUGUAGUCCUGCUCAAGAAUGCGUUAAUUAUGCUCAAGAUGAAAAUAAAAUGCAGAUGACAUGUCAGUGUCCAGCAGGCCAGAGAAGGGGAGAUAACUGUCGAGAAGACUAUAAGAGAGUUCCUUUUGAUGGGCAAGCCUCUUGUACACAAAUAAAAGGAGAAGUUCCUAUUUGUCUCUGUCAGAAAUAUGAGAAUCAACCUGGAUUUUGUAAACCACAGCAGUCAAGCGGAGGACUAAGCAAACCUUUGGUCCAGAGUGAAACUAAAAAGAAAAUAAGUGCAGGAGGACUAAGUAAACCUUUGGUCCAGAGUGAAACUAAAAAGAAAACAAGUGCAGGACGACAACCAGUCAAAGAAGGAGAUAAGAAGACAUCAAGUUCAGGACAACUUCGUAAGACACCAGCCCGAGAUGAAAAUGAAAAGCCCAAAAGUUCAGGAUCACUUUAUAAAACACCAGUCCGAGAUGAAAUUGAAAAGACACAAAGUUCAAGUAAGACAGGUGUGUGUUCUAAAGGUACAUGUAAAAAGGGCUCCUGCCACGAAGUGGGAAACAAAGUUGGAUUCUUUUGUUCUUGUCCAAUGUUCCAGACUGGACCAAGAUGUGAGAAAAAGUCUUACCCUUGCUCAUCUUGUACGGAGGAAAGAAAGCUUGAAUGCAUUGGUUUACCGGAUGGAACAGCUCGCUGUAUUUGUACAUUGUGGAAAUACAAGACAAUGAAGAAAAUACCUACAUCGAUAUGUUACUAUAAAAAGGCAAAGAAACACAGACAAAAAUUGUGCAAAAGUGGAAAGCAUUCAUGUAGUCCUGAUCAACAAUGCGUUAAUUAUGCUCAAGAUGAAAAUAAAAUGCAGAUGACAUGUCAGUGUCCGGCAGGCCACAGAAGGGGAGAUAACUGUCAAGAAGAUUACAAGUCUAUCGUUCCUGAUGGGGAAACUUCCUGUACCCAGACUGCCGAAAGCGGUGUCAUUUGUUUGUGUAACGAGUACGGAAGAUAUGACGAUGGGCCCGGAUUUUGUAAAGUCAACUUCCAGGACAAAAACUUUGCCGACAUUUCUAAAGGAAGACAACCAGUCGUAGAAGGAAAUAAGAAGACAUCAAGUUCAGGACAACUUCAUAAGACACCAGCCCGAGAUGAAAAUGAAAAGCCAAAAAGUUCAGGAUCACUUAUGAAAACACCAGUCCGAGGUGAAAUUGAAAAGACACAAAGUUCAGGUAAGACAGGGGUGUGUUCUAAAGGUACAUGUAACAAGGGCUCCUGCAACGAAGUGGGAAACAUAGUUGGAUUCUAUUGUUCUUGUCCAAUGUUCCAAACUGGACCAAGAUGUGAGAAAAAGUCUUACCCUUGCUCAUCUUGUAAGGAGGAAAGAAAGCUUGAAUGCAUUGGCUUACCGGAUGGAACAGCUCGCUGUAUUUGUACAUUGUGGAAGUACAAGACAAUGAAGAAAAUACCUACAUCGAUAUGUUACUAUAAAAAGGCAAAGAAACACAGACAAAAAUUGUGCAAAAGUGGAAAACAUUCAUGUAGUCCUGAUCAACAAUGCGUUAAUUAUGCUGAAGAUGAAAAUAAAAUGCAGAUGACAUGUCAGUGUCCGGCAGGCCACAGAAGGGGAGAUAACUGCCAAGAAGAUUACAAGUCUAUCGUUCCUGAUGGGGAAACUUCCUGUACCCAGACUGCCGAAAGCGGUGUCGUUUGUUUGUGUAACGAGUACGGUAGAUAUGACGAUGGGCCGGGAUUUUGUAAAGUCAACUUCCAGGACAAAAGCUUUGUCGGCAAGUCUAAAGGUUUUUCAAGAAAUAAAGACGUCAGUCCGGCUUCAAGUUCUUACACUGCUGCUGUUUCUAAGGGUUCUAACACUGCUGCUGUUUCUAAGGGAAAAGAAGAUAAGCAGUCUUCUAGAGCGAACAAAACGAACGUCAUGAAAAAUAUCACGUCUGCACAUUUAUUAGAUCCGGACUGGAAGAAAGUGGAUCCAUGUUCAUCACAGCCAUGUUUACAUGCUGGUAUCUGUGGACAACAUCCUUCUAAACAAGACGACUUUACGUGUGUCUGUCCUCUCGGCAGGACAGGAAAACUUUGUGAUAAAAAAAUCGCAGACUGUGACAGGCUAGGUUGCAAGAAAAAGAGAGAGUGUUUAUCAACACCAGAGGGCGCAGUUUGUAUCUGCACAGCACAUUUCCAAGAACAGAUGUGUUCCAUAAAAAUGAGAAAUGUAACAGAAUGGGAAAAGUUGAAGUUAGUGAUGGCACCAAGGAAACUGCACACGAUCGAAAUCGCUGCCAUCAUUCUGCUGGUAUUUGUUGGACUAAUACUGAUUUAUUUGAUCAGCCAUUGUAUUCGAGUUUCAUCUAAGAGAAAAGAAUACGAAGAAAAAUAUGAGAAGGUUGUAAAGAAGGGUGAAGUACCCACAGCCCCACUACCGGACUGGCUCGAUGUUAGCAAUGACUUGGCUAAACAAUCACUCUGUUGUGGAGCUUCUAAACUUCCUACAUCAUUCGCCCCUAAGAAAAAGAAGAAGAAGAAGGACAAAAAGAAGAAAAAAGGAACAGACGAAACAAAAGACAAAAACGAAAAUUCCCCAUUGUGGAAAAGGAGGUUUGGCUACCAGCGUAUUUUAGAUAAAUCUGAGAAAUUUAAUAGCAAUGUCAGUGUCCUAAAAAAGAGUAGAAACAAGUCAACAAACAAUACGCAUGAACGUACAUGGUUAACAACAAAACUGAAAGAAAAACACCGGGAUGAUAUUAAAAAGUCGAGGAAAGAGUAUGUGAAGCAGUACAUAAAGAAUCAUCAAAAAUAUUUCGGGGUUCAAUGUCCCAGUGUAACAAAUCUGGAGGACGAAAAAUAUUUAGCAAGUAUCCAUCCUAACUGCAAAACCCGUGAAAAAUACGAGGACCAGUAAAGUAUCAACACUUUUUGAAUGAUCCGAAUUUAAAUAGGAAAAUUUCAGACGCCUGGGUCUACUCAAAAGUAGAAGUCAGUCCUUGGGUGAAAACUGUUUCUGAGUCGAAGAAGAAGAAAUAAAAAAUUACUUAUGAAUUGAACAAACAGUUCAGAUAUACAGUACAGAUCUGGUGUACAGAUACAUAUGUAUGCUCUCAUUUAUAUCACUGUAAACAGACGAAAUCAUUAAGUGGGUAUGGACAGUUUGUUUUCGUAUGUAAUUAAAAAACAGCUUUUGUGCUAUACGGUACACUGAACAGAAAUCAAUACUGUAUUUUUCAUAUUUUGAUAAUCUUGCAGUUAUAUUACACAAUGUAUAGAUAUUCUAAUUGAUUUGUUGCUAUAUUGCCCUUCAUAGGAGAACCUGUUUCAGGACAUCCACCUCUCGAUAUUGUACCGAUUUCUAGAACAAUGUUGCUGCAUUAUUUGUCAAAUUUAACUUUACCAUUUUGAUUGUUAAUGCUUAUGUCAAGUUAAAAGUUGUAUUUACUAUAUAAGCAUUGACUGGUUUAUUUCUUGGCUAGUUGAUUUACUUUACACACAGCAGUAAUAUUGUGACAUGUUUUCUGAAUUGUUAUGAAUUAAUUGAUAAAGUAAGAUACUCCUCUAUAUAGGUGGCGCCACUUACCGUGUCUCAUUAGAUGAUGAAGUAACUUGCUCAUUGAUGUAGGUGGUUACUGAUUAGUUGAAGAAUGUUUUGGGUUUUUACCUCACCUGUCACAAAGUGACAAGGUGAGCUUUUGUGACCGCGCGGCGUCCGUCGUCCGUGCGUCAGUGCGUCCGUGUGUAAACUUUUGCUUGUGACCACUCUAGAGGUCACAUUUUUCAUGGGAUCCUUAUGAAAGUUGGUCAGAAUGUUCA